AUGACGGAAAUCUCAUCAAUCAGUAACAACAUACCAGAAGUUAAUAACUCAUCGUGUACAAGUCCCAGCACUACACGUAAAAGAAAUAAACCAACUUUAGUUUGUACCAAUUGUAAAAAGAAAAAGAUCAAAUGUGAUAGAAAGAAUCCAUGUUCUUCUUGUGUUAAGAUGAAUGUAGGUUAUACAUGUACUUAUGAAUCAAAAUUCAAAUCGGUUGAGUUUAAAGCUACUAAAAAAAAAAAAUCAUUUUCCCCAGAAAUCAAAUCGCAACCCGAUAAUCUCGAAUCAUUACCACUACAAGAUGAAUUACUCCGAUUACAAUCUAGAGUAAAACAACUUGAAUCAAUUUUAGGUAAACAAAAACGACCAUCCAAAACAAAACCAUAUACACGAAAUCAACCUAUUGAAUUUCCAACUAAUCCAAUUACGCCAAAUCCUAUAGUCAACGAUGAUGAUAUGAUAAAUAUUUAUGAAGGUUAUACUCCUUUACAGAUGAAAGGAAAUAUAAGAAGAAUUAGUUAUGGUCCAUUAUCAUGGGUUGCAAUUGUUAAAAAAGAUCCUUAUUUAUGUUUGACUUGGAAAAAUUAUUGCAAUAAAAGCAGUUACUCAAUUAUAAAUACAAGAUUACCACAAUUUACUUCAGAAAAUAUAUCUGCUUUGAAAUCAAAUUAUGAAAAAUUGAAGGAUUCAGAUAAGUUUUUUCAAAAAAGGUUUUUAGAAUUAGAAGGUUUCAAUGAAAUUAUUCCUUAUAAAUCAUUAACAAAAAAUGAAAUUAUUAAUGAUACCAAGUCAGAAUCCAAAAGACCAACUUUUACAGAAAUAAGCCUCGCCAAAUCUAUAUUUGAUGGUAGAUUAGAUCCAGAAUUACAAUUAAUUGAAAAGAUUAAAAUCAUUUCACCAAAGAAGAAGGUAUUUUGGGUUUUAAUAGAUAGAUGGUUUAAAUCUGUAUAUAAUUUUUUUCCAUUUUUAGAUGAAAAGUCAUUCAAGAAAGAAUUGGUCAAAAUUUUUGGUCCUGUAAGUUAUGAAGAUAAACCAUUUGAUAAAGUUAAAAUUGAGAAAAAAUUGGAUUUAGCAAAUUGUGCAAUUUGUUUUAUAUUACUUAGAAUGACAUAUUUAUCAUUAUUUUCAAAUAGAGAUUGUGUAAAUGCAAGUAUCAUGAAAAGUGAAACAGAGUCAAUUGAAAAAUAUUUAUUUCAACAUCCAAUUAAUAUAUCUGUUAUUGAAGUUGCAAAUUCAUGUAUUCAAUGUUUUCCAUUCACAAGAAAAUCAAAUUUAAAUGUUUUUCAAGCUGUAUUAUAUAUGAGGAUAUAUCGAAAUGUUGCUCCUGAAGAAGGUGAUGGAGUAGAUGGAGGAGAUUCUCAAGUUUCAACUGCUUUAUUAAUUCAAAUGGCAUAUAAUCUUGGUUUAAAUAGAGAACCAUCAAAAUUCAACGAUCUAUGUAAUGAUGAAAAGACGAAUCAUUUAUCAAGAAAGAUAUGGAGUUAUUUAUUGCGAUCUGAUUUAAUGUUAUGUUAUACACUCGGUAAUCCAAAGACAAUUAACAAGAAACACUAUGAUAUUAAAACUCCAUAUGUAACCAAGGAAAAUUCAAAUAUUGAAGAUCUUGAAAUGGAAACCGCAAUUGUGGAUACAUUUGUAUAUUUAGAAAAUGAAUUGGCUUAUAUUUCAAAAGUUGUUGAUUAUAUUUUAGAUAUUAAUAAUAGUUCUUCUGUUAAUCAAUUGUCAACAGAUUUACAUGCAUUUGAAAAAGUUUUGCACAAUUUUUUUAAUGUUGUUGGUAAUCCUACUGCUGAAAUAUCAAUACAAUCAACUCGUCCAGAUAUUGUGUUGUAUUAUCAGUCUACAAAAUUGAGAAUUUUUUUAUCAUCAAAAACUGCAUUAAUAGCGUUUUAUCAUUUAAUUUAUUUGCAUUAUGAAAAAAUUUUAGAUAAUGAAUUAUCAUUUUUUUAUCUUUGUAAAAUUUAUCAAAUUGGAACAAAAGAUUUAGUACCACAAAUAAGAGAGAUUUUACAUGGAAAAUAUAGCUCACUUGGGUUGAUUUUGAAUCCAAAUUUACAAUUGGCAAUUCAUAAAGUAAAUUCAUUCAAUAUGUCAUGUUUAGUACGAGUCAAUUAUAAUUUACGAACAAUGGAGAAUAAUAAAAAUCAUCCGUCUCGAAUGCAAACAGAUUUAAAUUACGCUGAACAUUUCCAUAAAUUAUCAAGUAUUUCAAAUAAUGUUAGAAGAACAUCAGAUUUAACGGCUAGAAUUUUAGCUAGAAUUGGAUCUCGUUAUUAUUAUGCAUGGAGAACGUCAAAAGCUCAUGCUGGUUUAAUUCAAGCUUUAUCUGAUCCUGAUUUUUACGAUAAACAAACAAGUUGUAUGAAAAAAAUUAAAGCAUUUCAAUUUACACCUACUCAAUUAAAUGAAUGCGAUAAAUUAAUUCAUACAUUGGGUAAACAAAUGGAAAAAUUAGUUUAUUAUAAAGAUACAAUAGAUGGACAAAAUUAUGAUUCAUCACCACCAAAUGAAUUUGAAAAAAUUCCAAUUGUCGCAUCUGAAUUUACAAAACAUACAAAUAAUAAUAAUACAAAUUCUGCAACUUCAACAGUUUCAAAUGAAUUAAUAACACCAAGUUCAAUUAGAUCUCCAUUAUUAGAUACUAAUAAACAAGACAGUAAUUAUAUUGACCAAAUGUGGUUAUCUAUGGUUGCUAUGAAAUAUGAUCCAACACAAUUUACAUUAAAUGAAUAUGAGGAUUUAAAUUUAUUAAAUUCAGUUAAUAAUUCAAAUAUUUUACCUCCUAUUAAUUUAAUGAAUGAAACAUCACCAUCUACAAUUAAUUUACAAGCUCAAGAUAAUUCAAAUCAACCACAAAUAUUACCUGAUCAGAAUGAUUUUAAUCUAUUAUUUUACAAUACUGAGCUAGAUUUAAUAGAUAAUUAUAAUUUAGAUCAUUAA
Molecule: messenger RNA, 2940 nt
Organism: Insectozyma verbasci
Lineage: Eukaryota; Fungi; Ascomycota; Pichiomycetes; Serinales; Debaryomycetaceae
Source: the annotation of a GenBank genome assembly